GGAAAGCGAUGGACGGCGUAUUGAAAAAGUAAGACGGGGAGGGGAGGGGGAGUUGCCGAAGCGGACUUUUGAAAAUUAGAGAGAGAGAGAGAGAGAGAGAGGGGAUCUGUUGUUGGAAGGAGGUGAAGUGAUGGGGGUGUGGGAUGGAAUCAUGCAAGUAACUAAGUUGGCGCAGGAGAAGAAGACAGACCCUCUUCUAUGGUCCAUCCAGGUCAGCUCCGCCCUCAACUCCGGCGGCGUCUCCCUCCCUUCCAUCGAGCUGGCCCACCGCCUGGUCUCCCACAUCUGCUUCGACAAUCACCUUCCCAUGACCUGGAAGUUCCUCGAGAAAGCCAUGUCCCUCCGCCUCCUCCCUCCCUUCCUUGCCCUCUCCCUCCUCUCCUCCCGCGUCCUCCCUCUUCGCCGCCUCCACCCCUCCGCCUACACUCUCUACAUGGACCUCCUCAGCCGCCACGCCUUCUCCCUCCUCAUCCACUUCCCCAAUUACCCCUCCGUCAUGUCCUCCAUCCAUCAUCUUCUUCACUUCUCCCAACUCUAUUCCUCCCUCGACCCUCAUCCCGGCGUCGUUCUCGUUCUCUUUCUCUUCACUCUCGUCUCUCAGCUUCUCGAAGCCUCCUUGUCCGACGAAGGAUUGCUCCAGCACUCCCCCCGCUUCCUCCCCGUCGAUCCCGCCGAUAUCGUCAUCGACAACAACGAUGCCUUGCGCCGGAAAAACACUGCUAUGGCCAUUCAGAUUAUUUCUCGCUUUCUUCACCACAAACUCACUUCCCGGAUCCUUGCAUUGGUUCAGCGAAACAUGCCAGCGCAUUGGGGACCUUUUCUUCACCAGCUGCAGCGGCUUGCAGCAAACUCCACCUUGUUGAGGAGCUUGAAGCACGUCACUCCUGAGUCCCUCUUGCCUUUGGAUUUCAACUCCCCUACUGGGAUUAAGCUUCUGUGUUCUGAGUGGAAAACAACACCUACACUGGAACUCAAUGCUGUCAUGGCCGACUCUUGUGCUGUUCAGUCUCGUCACGAUAGUUGGUCUUUGCUUUGGCUUCCUAUUGAUCUUAUCCUUGAGGAUGCAAUGGAUGGCAAUCAUGUUGCAGAAGCUAGUGCUGUUGAAGCACUUACUGGGUUGGUUAAGGCUUUGCAAGCUGUUAAUGGUACUGCAUGGCACAGUGCCUUUUUAGGUUUAUGGAUUGCAGCACUACGGCUAGUUCAAAGGGAGAGGGAUCCAGGAGAGGGGCCUGUACCUCGCCUUGAUACCUGCUUGUCUAUGUUAUUGAGCAUUACAACCCUUGUAGUUGCUAACCUUAUUGAAGAAGAGGAAGGCGAACUUAUUGAAGAAGCUGAACAUAGCCCUGCAAAUCAAAGGAUGGACAAACAGGCUUUGGGAGAACGUCAUGGGGAAUUGGUUACCAGCUUACAGCUAUUGGGUGAUUAUGAGAAUUUACUCACUCCUCCUCAAUCUGUUAUUUGGGGAGCCAAUCAGGCUGCUGCCAAGGCUACCUUGUUUGUAUCAGGACAUAGUGGAUACUUGGAACAUACGAAUGUGAAUGACUUGCCCACAAACUGUUCUGGUAACUUAAGGCAUCUAAUUGUUGAGGCUUGUAUUGCAAGACAUCUUCUUGAUACCUCAGCUUAUUUCUGGCCUGGUUAUGUGAGCGCACCUUUCAAUCAGCUGCCUCAUAGUAUUCCUAACCAUUUACCUAGCUGGUCAUCAUUGAUGAAGGGAUCACCACUAACUCCUCCAUUGGUUAAUGUCUUAGUUGCAACUCCUGCUUCUAGCUUAGCAGAGAUUGAGAAAGUAUUUGAAUUUGCAAUCAAAGGCUCGGAUGAAGAAAAGAUAUCUGCUGCUACCAUUCUUUGUGGGGCAUCUUUAGUACGUGGUUGGAAUGUGCAGGAACACAUAGUAUUUUUCAUCAUAAAGAUGCUUUCACCUCCAGUUCCUCCUAAAUAUUCUGGGACAGAAAGCUAUUUGAUUAGCCAUGCUCCUUUUUUGAAUGUCUUUCUGGUGGGAAUUUCAUCUGUUGACAGUGUUCAGAUAUUCUCCCUACAUGGCGUGGUUCCACUACUUGCAGCUGUCUUAAUGCCAAUAUGUGAAGCUUUUGGAUCAUCUGUUCCUAAUGUCUCAUGGACUGCUGUAACCGGUGAAAAACUCACUUGUCAUGCAGUGUUCUCUAAUGCAUUUAUUCUCCUGCUGAGAUUAUGGCGGUUUGAUCGUCCACCUGUUGAACAUGUGAUGGGGGGUGCAGCAACCCCAGCAUUAGGAUCACAAUUAGGUCCUGAGUACCUUUUAUUGGUUCGGAAUUGUAUGUUAGCAUCCUAUGGGAAAUCUCCGAGAGAUCGAGUAAGAAGUAGAAGAUUUUCAAAAAUGAUAAGUUUUUCUCUCGAGCCCUUAUUUAUGGAUUCCUUUCCAAAAUUGAACAUUUGGUAUCGGCAACAUCAAGAAUGUAUUGCUUCCACCUGCAAUACUCUUGCACCUGGAGGGCCAGUUUCUCAGAUCGUUGAAGCACUACUUAGCAUGAUGUGCAAGAAAAUAAAUAGAAGUGCUCAGUCAUUGACGCCUACAACUUCAGGAAGCAGCAAUUCAUCUCUUUCUUCAUUGGAUGAUGCUUUGAUGAAACUCAAAGUGCCUGCAUGGGACAUCCUUGAAGCAACUCCAUUUGUUCUUGAUGCUGCUCUCACUGCUUGUGCUCACGGAAGACUCUCUCCUCGUGAAUUGGCUACAGGUCUCAAAGAUCUUGCUGAUUUUCUUCCGGCAACUUUGGGUACCAUUGUAAGCUACUUAUCAUCUGAAGUAACACGUGGCAUAUGGAAGCCUGCUUUUAUGAAUGGAACUGAUUGGCCAAGCCCUGCUGCAAAUUUAUCUAUUGUUGAGCAACAAAUCAAGAAAAUUCUAGCGGCCACAGGUGUUGAUGUCCCUAGCCUUGCUAUAGAUGGGAAUGCUCCAGCUACACUUCCUUUGCCAUUGGCGGCUUUUCUGAGUCUCACAAUAACAUAUAAACUGGAUAAAUCUUGUGAGCGCUUCGUUGUUUUGGCUGGCCCAUCUUUGAUUGCCCUUUCUUCUGGUUGCCCCUGGCCAUGCAUGCCCAUUGUAGGUGCUUUGUGGGCUCAGAAGGUGAAGCGCUGGAGUGACUUUUUUGUAUUCUCUGCUUCUGCAACUGUAUUCCACCAUAGCAGGGAUGCCGUAGUUCAGCUCUUAAGAAGUUGCUUCGCCUCCACCCUUGGGCUUGGUUCCGCCUGCAUUUAUAACAAUGGUGGUGUUGGCACCCUCCUUGGUCAUGGCUUUGGUUCUCACUACUCCGGAGGGUUCACUCCGGUUGCUCCUGGGUUUCUCUACUUAAGAGUUUACAGGUCUAUUAGAGAUGUGAUGUUCUUGACAGAUGAAAUUGUAUCUCUUUUAAUGCUUUCAGUUAGAGAUAUAGCAAAUGGUGGGUUGCCCAAGGGUGAAGUGGAGAAGCUAAAGAAGACUAAGUAUGGAAUGAGAUAUGGACAGGUUUCUCUUUCUGGAUCGAUGACACGUGUUAAGCAUGCCGCUCUUCUUGGGGCUUCGUUUCUUUGGAUAUCUGGUGGUUCAGGUUUGGUUCAAUCUUUGAUUACAGAAACUCUGCCUUCAUGGUUUUUAUCAGCCCAAGGGUUAGAGCAGGAAGGGGGAGAAUCUGGAGUUGUGGUUGCUAUGCUGAGAGGUUAUGCACUUGCAUGUUUUGCGGUACUUGGUGGGACAUUUGCCUGGGGUAUCGACUCUUCGUCACCAGCAUCAAAACGACGGCCAAAGGUCCUUGAGAUUCAUUUAGAAUUUCUUGCAAAUGCACUAGAUGGAAAAAUAUCUCUUCGCUGUGAUUGUGCUACUUGGCGUGCGUAUGUGUCUGGGGUUAUGAGCUUGAUGGUGAGUUGCACACCACUGUGGAUCCAGGAACUUGAUGUGGGUAUAUUGAAGAGAAUGAGCAACGGAUUAAGACAGUUGAACGAAGAAGACUUGGCUCUGCACCUAUUAGAAAUUAGAGGGACAAGCGUCAUGGGUGAGGUAGCUGAAAUGAUCUGCCAAACUAGAUUAUAACCGGGCAGAACUUGGGAGCAUGGUGCAUAUGUGAUGAUACCAAGACCUUAUGGAAAAUGACACUUGUUUUGCUAGCUACCUUCUACCAUUUCUGUACAUAGCAAUGUAAAUUUCAUAAUUUUGUAUUACCCCCAUUGAAUUUAGAUCAGUUACGUUUAGGUAAUAGUAUAAACCUUUGAUCAUAAUAAGUAUUAUAGCAGAUAUUGUCUUCAUGUGUACUUGUAGCGUUAACAGAUUUCCUAAACUGUGAGCAGUUGGUUAUACAUUUAGCAAUAGUACUAGUAUGUUUUCGGGUA
Molecule: messenger RNA, 4338 nt
Organism: Glycine soja
Lineage: Eukaryota; Viridiplantae; Streptophyta; Magnoliopsida; Fabales; Fabaceae
Product: mediator of RNA polymerase II transcription subunit 33B-like
Exons: 10
Coding region: 131-4042 (1303 amino acids)
Biological process (GO): regulation of phenylpropanoid metabolic process
Cellular component (GO): mediator complex
Source: RefSeq, a predicted model, not a curated record